This is a messenger RNA of Physeter macrocephalus (sperm whale), 4136 nucleotides long. It is a transcript of the gene OAS2, whose product is annotated as 2'-5'-oligoadenylate synthetase 2. The record is from RefSeq and is a predicted model, not a curated record. Gene Ontology annotation, cellular component: membrane; nucleoplasm; cytosol. NCBI's taxonomy places the organism in Eukaryota, Metazoa, Chordata, Mammalia, Artiodactyla, Physeteridae. Gene Ontology annotation, molecular function: double-stranded RNA binding; 2'-5'-oligoadenylate synthetase activity. Gene Ontology annotation, biological process: regulation of ribonuclease activity; defense response to virus; negative regulation of viral genome replication. The transcript is spliced from 11 exons. Bases 53 to 2185 code for a protein of 710 amino acids.
CUUCUGCCUCCAGCUCUGCCAUUAGCUGUCAUCUCAGCAGCCAGCCAGAGCAAUGGGCAACUGGGAGUCCCAUCUCUACGAAUGGCCUGCCCAGAAACUGGGUGAGUUUAUCCAGGACAAUCUGAGGCCCUUUGAAGACUGUCAGAAACAGAUCGACCAGACCGUGGACACCAUCUGUGCAGUCCUGCAGGAAGCUGAGCAGUUCCCCCUGGUGACCGGUGUGGCCAAAGGUGGCUCCUAUGGCCGGAGAACGGUCUUGAGGGGCAACUCCGAUGGUACCCUCGUCAUCUUCAUCGGUGGCCUUGAAAAAUUCCAGGAUCAGAAGAAAAGCCAACACGACCUCCUCAGCAAAAUCUGGGCACAGUUGAAACUCUGUGAGCUCACAAUGAAGCUGGCAGCCAAGAUGGAGACGCAGAGCAUCAAUGGCAAGCUCACCAUCCAGCUGUCCACAAAACAGCAGAGCGUCACUUUUGAGGUGCUGCCUGCGUUCAACGCUCUGGGCUUAAGUGAGAAGCCCAGCCUCUGCACCUAUCGAGAGCUCAAAAGAUCCUUGGAUAUGGUGAAAGCCAGCCCCGGUGAGUUCUCAAUCUGCUUUACUGAACUCCAGGAGAAGUUUUUUAGCAACCAUCCCAGCAAGCUGAAGGAUUUGAUCCUCUUGGUAAAGUACUGGUGUCAAAAGUGCCAGGAAAAGCUGAAGGAUUCAUCCCUGCUGCCCCUGUAUGCGCUGGAGCUGCUCACGAUCUAUGCCUGGGAACAGGGCUGUGGAGCAGAAGACUUUGAUAUAGUUGAAGGUGUCAGGACUGUUCUGGAGCUUAUCAGGCAGCAGGAGCAGCUGUGUGUCUAUUGGACAGUCAACUACAACUUUGAGGAUAAUACCGUCCGCAACAUCCUGCUGGGCCACCUCCGAUCCCCGAGGCCAGUAAUCUUGGAUCCAACUGACCCAACCAGUAAUGUGAGCAAAGAUAACACCUGCUGGCAGCUGCUAAAACAAGAAGCUCAAAUCUGGUUAUCUUCUCUCAGGCUGAACGAGUCACCUGGACUGUCCUGGAAUGUUCUGCCUGCACCGCUCUACGUGACCCCAGGCCAUCUUCUAGAUAAGUUCAUCAAGGACUUUCUCCAGCCCAGCAAGACUUUCCUAGAUCAGAUCAAGAAAGCUGUUGACGUCAUCUGUAAGUUCCUUAAAGAAAAUUGCUUUCGACAUUCAACUACAAAGUGUCAGAAGAUUGUCAAGGGGGGGUCAACCGCCAAAGGCACGGCUCUGAAGACUGGCUCCGAUGCCGACCUUGUUGUGUUCGCGGACUCGCUGAAAAGCUACACCUCCCAAAAAAACGAGAGAUGCAACAUCAUCAAGGAAAUCCAUAAGCAGCUGGAAGCCUGUCAGCAGGAGAAGAAUUUUGAAGUGAAGUUUGAGAUUUCAAAAUGGAAGGCUCCCCGGGUGCUGAGUUUCACUCUGAAAUCCAGAGUCCUCAAGGAAAGUGUUGAGUUUGAUGUGCUGCCUGCAUUUAAUGCCCUAGGUGAACUGAAGUCUGGCUGUACACCCAGCCCCAGGAUCUAUGCUGACCUCAUCUGUUUGCAUAAAUCCUCAGACGCCCUGGGGGGAGAAUUUUCUACCUGUUUCACAGAGCUACAGCGCAAUUUCGUUUGCUCCCGGCCCACCAAACUGAAGGAUUUAAUUCGCCUGGUGAAGCACUGGUACAAAUGGUGUGGAAGCAAACUGAAGAAAAAGGGGUCUCUGCCCCCCAAAUAUGCCUUGGAGCUGCUCACCAUCUAUGCCUGGGAGCAGGGGAGCGGGGCGCAGGAUUUUGACACGGCCGAAGGUUUCCGGACGGUCCUGGAGUUGGUCACAAAAUAUCAGCAUCUCUGUGUCUUCUGGACGGUCAACUACAACUUUGCUGAUGAGAUUGUGAGGAACUUCCUCCUGACCCAGAUCCAGAGAAAAAGGCCUGUGAUCUUGGACCCAGCCGAUCCUACUGGCGACGUGGGUGGAGGGGACCGUUGGUGUUGGCAUCUUCUAGCAGAAGAAGCUACUGAAUGGUUGUCGUCUCUCUGUUUCAAAGAUGGGUCGGGUUGUCCCAUACAAUCGUGGAAAGUGCCAACAGUGCAGUCACCAGGAAGUUGUGGAGCAGCGAUACAUUCUAUUGUCAGUGAGAUGCACUUAUUCAGAAGGUAUAGAUUCCUGGAAUAAUAAUGCUGGAAGAAACUUCUAGAGACCAUCAGGCAAUUGGGUUUUUUUUUUUUAUGGUUAAUAAACUACAAAAUUUACAAACCCAAGCCUGAAUGAAUGGUAUUACUGUACUCCAUCGUAUUACCUUUAUUGGUAUAACAUAGUAGCCGUGAUUGAUAGCAAACAUCAUUGUACGUAAUAAAUAUUGUGCUUUAUUUAGAAAGAUGACUUAUAAGCACUGCUGUAGGCCUGCUAGAUAGGGCUUCGAUUUUCUAAUAAUACUAUUAAGUUAUCUAAUCUAUUCAAAAUAGCUUGACCUGAUGGCCACAAUCUAUGUUUUUCAGAUGACUGGUAUGAUUAGAAAUUUGGCUUAUGACUAAGGCACGAGGCUGUUUUCUAGGAAGGAAAAGCUAUUAUCAUCGUCAGUGGGCCAGCCCGCAAAGUUUAUUUGUCCUCUCAAACACUGUCUGAAGCACGACACCCCCUCUGCCCCCUCUGUUCGGCAGAAGAGGAGAGCGGAAAUCCCACCAUGUGCUUUAUACCAUGACUGGCUGCAUUGAGGCCCCUUGAGGAGGCGGUGCUGAGGAGCUAAUCUCCGGUCCUCUUCUUUCUCUGUAAUCUCAUCUGAACAGUUUAGUGCACAUCCAUGGCCUCCCCCACCCCUGACAGGCAAUUGCUUUUAAAGAAUCGGUUCACUGUGUGAAAGAGUAGACCAUUCUUCCCUUGACGGUCCCCACUACUUCUUCCCUCGCUUCUUCAACUCCUCUUGAAAUCAAGACCUCCACGUCCUUCGUAAAGUCUCACCUCGCCUUGCUGAAGUCUUGUUCCGUGUGUGACCUCCGUUAUUGAAAACAUUUGCUCUCGUCCAGGUUUAUGUGCACUGUAUUUGUCAACCAUUCUGUAUUUUCCCAAUUACUAACUCCUUCCUUUUCCUUCAAGUCUUAGAAGAGGGCUCUUUUCCCAAAGUGAAGCCCUUUACCUGCCCCUUUGUUCCCGUAAUUCCAUGAUCUUGCUCUCAUACUCCUCCACCCCGCCCACCACCCGUCUCUUUUCCUCUGUACCCAAGACCCUGUCUGCCCCUGCCGAAUAGAGGUCUCUGAAACCAGUAAUGACCUGGCCUCUUCUUACACCUGCAAACUCUCCAAAGGCUUGGAUUAUAACUGUUGAGAUAGAUGAUAGAUAGAUAGAGAGAUAGAUAGAUAGAUGAUAGAUAGAUAUAGAUAGGUAGAUAGAUAGACAGAUAGAUAUCAGCAGUUGUUUUAUAUAUAUAUAUAUAUAAUAUAUUAUACAUGUAUAUAUAUAACUGUUGUCAUUUCCUUCUGAGCCUACCUUUUCUCCCCCAUCCAUGAGUAUCUUCUUGCCAAAUAUAAAGGCUUUAUCCUCUGGCUUAGCUUCCAAGAUACUUGAAGAUAUAAGUGCUUUAACCUCAUAUAUCCACUUAAAGUUUCAUUACUGCCACAUAUACCAACUUGCUUGUCAUAUAAGAACGAAUAGAUCUGGUCUUUUCUCCAGUUCCAAGCUUCAAAAAACCCUUGGAAUUUCCUGAUAGGGUGUAUUUUGUAUUCAUAAGGAGCCUCUUCCAACCCUCCCUGAGUUAGGCUAACGAGUUGUGUGUCCUUAGAUAGUUUUGAAGGAUGGCUUGGCCAUGCCAGAAAUGCCAAGUGUGUGAUGAGAGGGUUGAAACUUUCAGCCCCACCCCCUCCCCCAACCUUCCAAGAGAACAGGAGGGCUGGAGAUUGAAUCCAAGCACAUGGCUAGUGAUUUAAUCAAUCGUGCCUUUGUAAUGAAACUCUAAUAAAAACUCUGGACAACAAGGUUUCCUGGUUGUUGAGCAUAUGGAUGUAUCACGAAGAUAACACAUCCUGACUCCAAGUGGAUGGGAGCUUUUGUGCUCACGAGCCUUCCAGCCCUCACCCCCUAUGUAUCUCUUCAUCUGGCUGUUCAUUUGUAUCCUUUAUAAUAAAAUGGUGAU